AUGACUCUACCCUCGCUUGUCUUAUCAGCUAUCGAUAUCGAUACAAAUCGAACCCGUGGAAGCUUGUCACCACAACCGAGAGUGCCAAAUCCUAUCCCACAUACAUAUGGACCUAUUACGUUGCAAGAAUGUGGCUCAAAGAACACCAGCGACCUCGAAGUCACGUACCAAGGCAACAUAAGCCCAUGGUACGAGGACUCGUCCCAUGAUCUCUCCCGGACACUGGUGGAUCUUGUAUCCGCGAAGCCUAACAUCAGGCAAUGGCUACUUCUCAGCGGUUUCCCUUCGAUGCAGAAUUCCUCGUCUGCAGAGCAUCGCACCGUCAAUUCACAUGAAAAUCCACCAGAGAAUCAGUUUGAGCCCGCCUACGCCGCGGCUCUGGAGGAGGUUGCAAUCCUCCAUGAGGCUCUUCAAAUCCAGACCACAAGUCUGCAGAUGCAAGAUGCCCGCCGGAGCCUUCGAGAAACGCAUUCCGUUGGCUGGAUAACGCAACUUGCAUUCAUCUUUCUGCCGCUGACUUUCAUUACGGGAGUCUUUGGUAUGAAUCUCAAGCCUAUCAGUACACCGGCUGAUACGCAGCAGAGAGAUGGUGCGCCAAUGUGGCAGUUCUGGAUCAUGUUGGCCGUUGUUCUUGUGCCGGUUUGGAGUAUGGAGAUCAUGACGCUCUGGGACGACUUCAAGAGCAAGGGGACAGACUGCUUGAUGAGCCCGCAGCUGCAGAUGGUUCUCUCCGGAGAGUCACCCACGUCAAACCUAGCUGGGUCUUUGAAGCCGUCUUCAUCAUCAGCAUUCUCGUGA
This is a messenger RNA of Exophiala bonariae, 798 nucleotides long. RefSeq lists its product as uncharacterized. The record is from RefSeq and is a predicted model, not a curated record. Gene Ontology annotation, biological process: transmembrane transport; metal ion transport. Gene Ontology annotation, cellular component: membrane. NCBI's taxonomy places the organism in Eukaryota, Fungi, Ascomycota, Eurotiomycetes, Chaetothyriales, Herpotrichiellaceae. Gene Ontology annotation, molecular function: metal ion transmembrane transporter activity. The transcript has 2 exons. The coding region runs from base 1 to 798 and encodes 265 amino acids.